AUGUCCAAGCUCUUUAUCGGCGGCCUCGCCUGGCACACUGAUGAGGCCACCCUUCGCCAGAAGUUUGAGGAGUUUGGCGCCGUCGAAGAAGCGGUCGUCGUCAAGGAUCGCGAUACCGGCCGCAGCCGUGGCUUUGGCUUUGUGCGAUACACCCAAGAGGAGGACGCCGAGAAUGCCAUCGCGGCCAUGAACAACAUCGAGUUUGACGGCCGAACGAUCCGCGUGGACAAGGCUUCCGACAACGGCCCUCGCGGCGGCGGCGGCGGAUACGGCGGCCGAGGUGGCGGCUUCGGCGGACGAAGCGGUGGCUACGGAGCUCCGAUGCAGUACGGUGGUCCGCCUCAGGGUUCCGGCGGCUAUGGCGGCGGUCCCCAGCAGGGCUACAACCCUGCGCCCUACGCCCGUGGCGGCUACGCUCCCCAGCCCGGAUACCAGCAGGGAGGAUACGGUGCGCCUCCUCAAUAUGGCUACGGGGAUCCCUCCCAGCAGCCCCCUCCCCAGGGAGGUCGAGGGUACUAA
Drechmeria coniospora is the source of this 519-nucleotide messenger RNA. Its product is annotated as cold response protein 2. The record is from RefSeq and is a predicted model, not a curated record. Gene Ontology annotation, molecular function: RNA binding. The transcript is spliced from 5 exons. The coding region runs from base 1 to 519 and encodes 172 amino acids. Lineage: Eukaryota; Fungi; Ascomycota; Sordariomycetes; Hypocreales; Ophiocordycipitaceae.